Messenger RNA from Dalotia coriaria, 2347 nucleotides. RefSeq lists its product as uncharacterized. The coding region runs from base 484 to 2040 and encodes 518 amino acids. NCBI's taxonomy places the organism in Eukaryota, Metazoa, Arthropoda, Insecta, Coleoptera, Staphylinidae. The record is from RefSeq and is a predicted model, not a curated record. The transcript is spliced from 2 exons.
CGAGGAGAUGCCAGACGCCUCUGACAUUUCGAGUGUCUACCGUUGCUCACGUCUGAUAAAUAUCGCUCAAUCAAGUGCACACGGAUUGCGCGAUCGCAAUAUUCUUAACAGAACAAUCAUUGUCUCGACUGGGAUGGCCUCAGUGCGCUGUCAAGCCGAGCUCCGAGCAUGUUCACAAAUAGUUCAAUUACUGUUGACUCACUGAUAAUGGCGGUCGAAAAAAAAAUGCCCCAGAGUUAAUAUUAUUGUCUGAUUAUAUUUAGUGCAGUUCGUGCGGUGCAGCGAUGAGCCGAAGUGAACAAACUCUCGGCGAUUAGUGAAACAACUUGGAACUUGUGUUGCAAGUGUUCAAACUAUAAACAAAAAGUGGAAAACUAGAAAUUUAUGCAAAAUGGAUUAAAAAAUAUCAAAACACUGCUUAAAAGUGUUAAAUUCGGUGUUUUUUGUUAUUAAACUGUUGUGUUGAAUAAGAAUUAAAUCAAAAUGAUUUUGGAACAACAAUCCAGCACAAAUGUCGCAUCUUACUACCAGGGCUAUAAAUAUAGCUCGAUUCAGCAACUGCAUAAACUUGGAGACAUGCAUGGAGUCAAACGAGUGCUCAUUUUCUGUCUCAUGAUGGCAGUCCUGCCAAUGAUACUCAUCAUAACUCCACUCUAUCUUAGGCAUAGUGUUUAUGCAGAUGGUAAAUUUGAGGUGGCAGAAUCUGAUGUGCUUGCUAUCAUGGAUGGAGUCUCAUCAGUGUUCUGCUCCUCACAUUCCUUACAUAUGAACAGCACUUUUAAUGCUUUUCAACUUCGAAGUUCUCCACAAUUGAGCUCAAAAAAGAAACAUCUGCGUUUAAAGAAGUCCAUGGAACUACCUGAUGAUACUUUAGAGUAUUUUGGCUUUUUUCUUUUGGCUAAUUCAACUGUGAGGUUGAAGGCAUGCUCAAGAUAUCCAGGUUCAAGAUUGUUGGUUGUUCGAGGUGAUAAAAGGCUGGAUACUUGUGGUCUUAUGGAUCACAACAUGAAAAAAGUUGGAGCUACUAUGGAUAAAGAUCAUCAACAAGUAAAAGUGAUAUUUGAGGAUGCAGAGGAAUUGAAUUCAAGUUCCGAGGAAACUCCAGUACCGAUUAAAAAGAACACAACUGCCGAGAAAAAAGUUGAGAAACCUGUUGAAGAAUUCGUUAAAAAGAGGCUUAAUAAAGCUAAGAACAAAACAAGCAAAGCCACUCCUGUUCUGGAGUCUACAAUAAAACACAAUUUACACGCAGAGGCUUUAAGACUUGAAGAAAUAGAUGAUGUCGAACAAAAAACAGCCAAGAUGGUGGAAUCACGAAAUCCACGGAGGCAUUACCGAAAAAGAAUUGAAAUGGAAAUCGAACGUUUACAAGCACAACUGGAUGAAAACAUAGACCCAACAGCAGUUGAAGAAAUCGACGAUGAAAACGCUGAAUUAGAAGUAGAUGAAAACGAGCAACCAAUCACACCGGAAUCUAGGCCUAAACGUGACAUUCAACAAAUGCUUGAUGGCGGAAUCGAACAUGGCGGCAAUGCCAUUGACUUCUCCCAACGAGAUUCCACCAUUAACAGUGUUUCCAGUUUUGAGGAAGAUCUUCUCACAUGUUAUGAUGGUUCUAUUCUUUUGGCGCAUGGUUUUGAUCCAAGCGACAAAUGCACCAAUGUUUACGACCUCGAUGAUGGCACGCAUUUAGAAACCGAACACAACGUUGUUUCCGACGGGUAUUACUAUUACAUCUUCUAUUCGGACAACGAUAUAGAGAACAACAUCAUCCACGCUGUUUUCGACGUGUUUAAACCCACAUUUCAAUACAUGAAUAACACAAAAGACAAGGAGUGUAUCAACGUGACGGAAUGUCACUUUCCGAUUCAGUUUUUAUCGGAUGAGACAGUCGUAGUGGAAGUACCCACACAUGAUGGCAUAGAAGUUGAUGAAGAUAACAUGUUUCUGCUGGUCAGUACGUGCCAUCCUCGUGUUGGCAUUUACAUCGUGUUUCCCAUAUCAGUGAUGCUUUUGAUAUUAGGUUGUGGAUUUUUAUAACUUAUACGUAUUUUUAUACAACCAGAUACUAAAAUAGUGAUAUUAUUAUUAAUAAUUAACUGCGUUAGAAGCAACCGACUGAUUCUGGGAAUGUAAAGUGUAAAUAUUACCAAGUUAACUUAUCACAGCGAGUAUGACGUCUGAUUUUAUAUAAGUGUAGUGUUGACUUGUUUUGUAAAUACGUUUUUGUACUUGAGAUAUUAUUAUGUAUACUAGUUUGUAGCGAUUCUUGGCGGCUGAUUGCGAAAAGUUCAAGGAACAAACAUUAUCUUUAUCAAAUGACAACAUAGCAGAAUUACUUCAUUUA